Messenger RNA from Scophthalmus maximus (turbot), 2646 nucleotides. Its product is annotated as CD276 antigen. Gene Ontology annotation, cellular component: external side of plasma membrane. The transcript is spliced from 8 exons. The record is from RefSeq and is a predicted model, not a curated record. Gene Ontology annotation, biological process: positive regulation of T cell proliferation; negative regulation of T cell proliferation; T cell costimulation. Bases 122 to 1039 code for a protein of 305 amino acids. NCBI's taxonomy places the organism in Eukaryota, Metazoa, Chordata, Actinopteri, Pleuronectiformes, Scophthalmidae.
UUGAGAUCAGGUUGGAUUUUUGAUAGACCAGAUAUUUAGCUCCGCCCCUCCGCUACAUGCCUGCUACUUGAAGAGGAAGUCUCUCAGUCUUUCCCAGACACAGUGAAGGCGAGGCAGCGAGAUGGCACCCAGUUGCAACGUACAAAGUUUCCUAAAACGAGGGCUUUCCCCCCGACUGCUGGCUCUGGUUUGCACUGUGGCUUUCGCCUUUUCUGUCACAGAAAGUGCUGAUCCCCUUCACAUCAGAGCUGAAGCUGGCGGGAAUGUGACCUUUCGCUGCCCCGCCGACGAGAAAAGGAGACCAGCAUUUUUCUACUUUCAAAUUGGCCACAUAUUCGUGAACGGGUACUAUGCAUCAAAAAAUAUAAACACGUCAUGGGAGAACACAAGAGUGGAACCCAAUCGGACACAUGUGCACAUGUACAGGCUGAAUAUCUCGCAUAGUGGGGACUAUCUAUGCAUCAUCCAGUACAACGGCAGCAACACUAUCACUGAAGUACCCAUAAAACUCACUGUCACAGCGCCCUACAGCAAACCUGCAGUGACGACAUCCUGCUCUGAGGAAAACCUCGGCCUCAGUUGUUUCGUAACGUGUGCCUCACAUGGCGGGUAUCCAGUCAGCAAGAUGACGUGGAACAUACCCGUGUCCAGAAAUGCCAGCAGUCAGAUGUGGAGAGUUGUGAACAGCAGUGAAGUGCCCAGUCCAAGCACCAUGAUGUUCAACAGCUCCAGCACCGCUUACUUCAACUGCUCCGACGGAAUGCUGGAGUAUGUCAGCUGCUCGGUGGGCAACGUCAUGUCGAACCUUUUCUCCGUCUGUGCACCCAAAGUUAAACCUAAAUCUUUCACUCCCGUGAUAAUAACAGCUGCCUGUGCGCUGGUUGUCGUCGUCUUGAUUAUCGUGGGAUUGCUACUCCGUCGCUGCAAGAAAAGAAACACAGGAGAUGCAGCAAACGAAAGGAGGGAGUGGAGAGUAAAUGGAAGUGAGGAGGAGGGAGUAGUCCUCAAAGAAAACAAAGGAGGGGAGGAGGCUGCUUGAGAGAUGAACCGGUGAAGAAGUCCUAUCUCUAAUCGGUGCAGAGGAAUUAUCUAUUCUAGAAUCUAAAGCUAAAACUGUGUCACUCAAAUGUAGUUUACAUUUACAUUUGCGACUGACUGGCUACGCACCAGCAAGGGAUGGCCAGUGGCCACGAGAGUGGGUGACUGACCAGGGACCUGGACCAGGGAUGUCAACAUUUCAGUGACUUCUUGUGUUUGAGGAAGUAUUCAUCAUCACCGUGUCCUUUUACUAGUGCGUCAUUCAACUGUGAAUAGCUUAGUUCCCUAUUCAAUGACUUUUCUAAUGGUUUGUGGUUUGGAUUGUUGUGAACCGUCUCUGAAGGAUACACACUUCCCAACAAUGUGGGCGGCAGAGUCGACCCACUGAGACGUUACCCAUUGGUCUGUGAACUGCCGUUCUGAAGCCUCGAGAGUUUAACAUUUUGCCGAGCGCCAUCUUGAGUUGUGUCACAUAGUAACCAUAUUUGGAGGAGCAGGGGGUUGGGCCGGACUGAGAGGUCGUCCACUGCACGUCCACCUUCACCUGCGACCUGCACCUAUUGGAUGGUACUGGUUGUCAAUCACACGCUUCCCACGCCCAAAAUGCAUCCAUCAUGCUGUAUUAAAGAAGACUUGAAACUAGCGAUUGAGACCACAAACUCCUCAGGCAAAUGUUUAGUGACGUUAUAAGUCAAGUGAGUCAUUUUUUUCAUUGACGUUCUAUAGAAACUGACUUAUUUUUGCAACCAGUGGAACUACCCGUGACCCAAAGUGGUAGACGAUGGAUGGAACUGCCCUCUGCUGGUCAUUUGAGAGAAUACAGUUUUUAGCUAUUUUUGAGUCUAUGUUCAUUUUUAAAGUAUCCACAGUUUUAUCUUUCCAUUUUGUUUUAUCAUUUUCAAAUACAAUACAUUAUUGUUGUUGCACUUUAAAGUUCCUUCAUUUUACAUGUCCGAAUAUUCUGUUGUCCAUGUGGGUUUGCCUUUUUUAAUUUAAUAUUCACAGUAGAACAUGUAAUGCUAUCCUUUCUAGCUCCUUUUUUUAUAUUAGUUCCCUAAUUUGUUUCCAGGGUUUUUACUCUUAAAGUAGCUUUGUCCAUCAGAAAUUAUCUGUAGCAGAACCUGGGGAACAGGUGAAUACUGAGAAUGUCAGAAAACUCUUUGCACAUUAAUUUAUUUUCGGCACUAUGAUAUCUCAGUUUUUAAGUUUUCUGUGGUGCAGUCAAUUCCAGUAUUCCAGAAUUCCUACUUAAAGUAUGAAACUGAACCAAAAAAGGGAAAUGGGUUUUUCUUUUAUAAUUUAUGUUACCUCGUUACUACUAUUACAGUCUUCUUCCCAACUGCUUGCUAUCUUUCUCAGGUGAUGUUCUCAUUUGAAAAAAGAUAUAUAUUUAUUUCAUUUGAAGUUUUCCUUCCUAAAUACUGUGUCAAGCGAUAUAUACUAUAUUUGCCCUGUUUACAAUGUUCUGGGUAAGGAGAUUCGUGUUCCUCCUCCUUCCUCAGAAUGACCAAAUAAUCUCAAAGGGCUGCUUUCGUUUCCUGAAUCUGAACAAAACAUGUUUCUCUGAUGGAAGUUGUAACUUUUUCUUAAAUAAAUAAUAAAACGGUG